Messenger RNA from Laccaria bicolor S238N-H82, 339 nucleotides. RefSeq lists its product as uncharacterized. The record is from RefSeq and is a predicted model, not a curated record. Lineage: Eukaryota; Fungi; Basidiomycota; Agaricomycetes; Agaricales; Hydnangiaceae. The coding region runs from base 1 to 339 and encodes 112 amino acids. The transcript has 2 exons.
AUGACUCGACAUUACUUACCUGAUCAAUGGAAGGCACAAGAAAGGGCUUAUAACUGUGUCUUGGCAUGGUUAGGGGAUGAAUUGGCUAUGUGCCCCACUCUCAAUUUCAAGGGUGCUUUCUUCAUUGUCACCAUUAAAGAAGGGGAUAGUGAGAUUGUUCAUAUUGACUGGAGUGACAGUAGGAAAAGCAUGACAUGGGUUUUCACCAUGGGGGAUUGGGAAGGAGCUGAAUUUGUGGCACCUCAGAUAGGUGUCAGGGUUCCUGUAAAUGCUGGCCACUUGUUCAGAGUGAUGUUGAGGAUGGUAGCCCACUUCACCACUCCCAUAAGAUUGGGAUGA